AUUUGAUGAAAGCAAGCAAGAUGCAUCCUCAACCAGUUACAUGUACUUGAAACAAGUAUGAAGUCGCCCUUAUUGCUCCGCUAUCCCACAAUCAUUGUCUUUGGAAACUCAGGAUCAGGCAAGUCCACUUUAGCCAGAAAUCUCGUGUCCAAGCACCCGGAAUGGCCUCAUUUGGAUCUGGAUUCCAUUGCUUGGUGUCACAAAGAUGACCAAUCUGUUCCGAAACGGAAACCACACCACAUUGCUACACAGGAAUUGGAUCGCUGGAUUAUGGCUCAACAGCAGCGGAAACCUCCAGAGUUGUGGAUCAUGGAAGGAUGUUAUGCCGAUCUCUUGAGUCACGUCGCUCCCAAGGCCACAUUGACCAUUUUCCUCAAUUUACCCAUUCUCACGUGCCAAGAAAAUGCCAAGGCACGGCCGUGGGAACCACACAAGUACCCACAUGGCAAACAAGAUCAAGAUGCGAAUCUACCCAUGCUAUUAGAUUGGAUUGCAGACUAUGAGCAUCGUAGCAAAGACAGCGACUUUUCCAAACAUGCUCAUCAGGCAUUGUUCGAUUCCUUUGACGGCAAGAAACUGGAAAUCACUUCAAACUGGAGUCCUCAAGAUUAUAGUAUUGAACAAACUCUUCUCUCGUUAAAUUGAUUGAGGCCUCUUUCGCUCGGCAUUUUCAAUCAAACGGCUAAGCAAACAAAGAACCCGGAAGUUGUGCAGGGAGGUCAGUAUCAAAACCUAGACUACCUGUCUGAAAAUCACAAAGAGCUUUUAAAAAAUUUGCAGUGCAAGCGCUACCACCGACGCAGAAAGCAAAUUGCCCUGGUAAAUUUGUUUCUCAGGUGUGCUGCUGGGCAUUGCUGUAGCGUCAAACACACCUGGAUGCAUGUGGAAUGUGGAUUUCGCAGUACUUUUUUUGUUUGACCGGGCCUGGUCCCAGGAAGAGCCACGGUAUGGUACCUGUACAGCCCAGUGGUAGAGCCAGUAAAAUUGGUACCGUAUAGCUGUC
This is a messenger RNA of Seminavis robusta, 1003 nucleotides long. The record is from the annotation of a GenBank genome assembly. Lineage: Eukaryota; Bacillariophyta; Bacillariophyceae; Naviculales; Naviculaceae.